Molecule: messenger RNA, 1802 nt
Organism: Labeo rohita (rohu)
Lineage: Eukaryota; Metazoa; Chordata; Actinopteri; Cypriniformes; Cyprinidae
Gene: mcee
Product: methylmalonyl CoA epimerase
Biological process (GO): L-methylmalonyl-CoA metabolic process
Cellular component (GO): mitochondrion
Molecular function (GO): methylmalonyl-CoA epimerase activity
Source: RefSeq, a predicted model, not a curated record
ACUUGUUUUUAGUCUACCAUAAUGCUUUUUUAAAUUUUAAAUAUUAUGAAAAUAUUUAUACGGGUAAAUUAUUCGCGAGCACGUAACUGAACACGUGGUUCGCGCUGUUUAAAUAAAGUUUUGUUUGUUUCCAAUGACCGCAAAGAUGGCUUCCUCUUUGCUGAAGGUUGCAGUUACAGGUCUCUCGAGGUGCGCAUGGCACACUUUACCCUCAGUGAGGGCAUUGUCUCUGACUGCACCCGUCAGUCAAGGUGUCCCUCAGUCAUUAUGGAAGUUAGGCAGGCUGAAUCAUGUGGCUAUCGCAGUGCCAGACCUAGAGAAAGCCACUGCACUGUACCGUGAUGUGCUGGGGGCUCAAGUAAGCGCCACUGUGCCUCUUCCUGAGCAUGGGGUGUACACUGUGUUUGUGGAACUGGGGAACACCAAAUUAGAGCUUCUGCACCCUCUGGGAGAAAAAAGCCCUAUUGCAGGAUUCCUGCAGAAGAACAUAUCUGGAGGGAUGCAUCAUAUCUGUAUCGAGGUGGAUGAUAUCAAUGCUGCAAUAGCUGAUUUAAAGGAAAAGAAAAUCAGACUGCUCUCCCCAGAGCCACGGAUAGGAGCUCAUGGCAAACCUGUGAUGUUCCUCCACCCUAAAGACUGUGAUGGGGUUCUUGUGGAGAUAGAACAAGCUUAGAUAUUGCACAUGAGAUUGUUAUCUAGUAAUCUGUGACAUUUUGUUUAGGCUUUUGUAAGAUUGUGAUCAUUGCAAGAAAAAUUGGAUGAUUUCACUUGUUCCAUUAAUUUUUGACCUGUUAUGGUGUGUUUGGCUUUUGCCUUUUUUCUCAUGCCUUUUUUCUGAAGUAAAGACUUUCCUUAGUGACUUAAUAAAUGAUUAACUUAUAAUUCUUUGGGCCUUUACAAACUCACACAUUUAAAAUUUGUAAAAAUUUUUGUAAAGCUUGUUUAAUUCUCCUUUUUGUAUUUAUACACUACAAGUCAAAAGUUUUUGAACAGUAAGAUUUUUAAUGUUGUUUAAAGAAUUUUCUUCUGCUCAAAUAUAUAUAUUUUACUAAUUAAAAUAGCUGUUUUCUAUUUGAAUAUAUUUUAAAAUGUAAUGUAUUCCUGUGAUUUCAAAGGUGAAUUUUUAGUAUCAUUACUCCAGUCUUCAGUAUCACAUGAUCCUUCAGAAAUCAUUCUCAUAUUCUGAUUUGCUGCUCUAAAAACAUUUAUUACAUUUUUAGUAGAUUUUUUUUCAGGUUGCUAAUUAAAAUAAAUAAAUAAACAUGCUUUUAAAUGGUAUAAUGUGUAAUGUUACAAAACCCUUUUAGUUCAGAUAAAUGCUGAUCUUUGCAUCGUCCUGCUCAUCAAAGAAUCCUGAAAAAAAAAUGUACUCAACUGUUUUAAAUAUUGAUAAUAAUAAUAAUAAAAAUGUUUCUUGAACAGCAAAUUAGAAUGAUUUCUGAAGGAUCAUGUGACACUUAAGACCAGAGUAAUGUUGCUGAAAAUUUAGCUUUGAUCACAGAAAUAAAUUACAUUUUAAAAUAUAUUCAAAUAGAAAACAGUUAUUUUAAAUAGUAGAAACAUUUCAAACUUGCACUGUUUUUGCUGUACUUUGGAUCAAAUAAAUGCAGGCUUUGUGAGCAGAAGAGACUUUAAAACACAUUAAAAAACUUACUGUUCACAAAUUUUUGACUGGUGGUGUGUCUGUGGGGUACACUAAGUAUUUCUGUUGUUUUUUAAUGAUGAUUACAACAGUAUAAAGCCAAAAUAAGCUCAAAUAAAUGUAUGUUUUAAAUGCUAUAAUAAAAUGUGAGAUAAAUUUU